AUGUCUCAAUCUGCAGUAGCGAUGCCGCUCGGCCCCGAGGACGAUCUUAAAAGUUACUCAUGUAUGAUUUGUCGGCAGCGAAAGGUCAAAUGCGACCGGCGCAACCCCUGCUCUAAUUGCGUCAAGGCAGAGAAGCAAUGCAGCUUUGUCGCCCCAGUGCGAGGGAAGAGAAAGAGAACGAAAUUACCCAAAGAAAGUCUUCAUGCUAAAUUGAAACGUUUUGAGGAGUUAUUGAAAUCGUAUGGCGCGAAGAUUGAGCCGUCCGAUGAUCUCGAUGACUCUGACUCCGAGUCGAUAUCUCACCCAGAUGAUGAGAUCGCCAGGUCUCGAAGCCCAAGCCAUAGCGAUCCUUUCUUCAAGUUAGAAGAGAGUGAGCCGAAGCUUAUAACAAAAGAGGGAACAUCGAGAUAUUUUGAUAUUACACCCUGGGCUACUAUAGGAGAAGAAUUUCAACAUCCAGAGGUUGGUGAGCCAACAGAUGAGGGAAACUUUCACGAAAGCGGAAUUUUCUUCGAGUCGGAACCAAGUUAUGCCUUCGAAAAUGUCGCAAGUCUACAUCCUUCUUUGUCGGUAUUGGAAAAAAUGAAGGAAGUGUUUAUUGAUCGAAUUGAUCCUCUAACGAAGAUACUCCAUGUCCCUACGUUCUGGACCGCGCUAAUAGAUAUGCUACGGAACCCUCAUAACCGCUCUAGAAGUUUGGAAGCAUUAGCACUAUCCUUCUAUUUUGUAGUUGCUACAUCUUUAACGGAUGAGGAGUGCCGAAAUUUGUUCGGAAUAGAGAAAUCGAUACUCAAUUCCCGUUACAGAAUUGCAACUCGCCAGGCUUUAGUACGUGCUGGAUUUUUAUCUACUUCCAGUCCAAUGACACUCCAGGCGUAUGCAAUUUUCAUGAUGUGUGUAAGAAAGAGUUACAGGCAUGAUACUCUAUUUGUACUAUCAGGAGUUGCGAUUCGACUGGCUCGGAAAAUGGGAUUACACCGUGAUGGUUCACUUCUAGGGCUAUCUCCAUUCGAAACUGAAAUGCGGAGGCGACUUUGGUGGCACCUCGUCCAUGUGGACUUUCGCUUAGCUGACAUCCUCGGCACGAGGCCUUCGUUAGACCUUGUUUCUAAGGAUACUAAGAUACCGUUGAAUGUCAACGACGAAGAUCUCGACCCAGAUAUGGUCAAAUUACCCCUGGAGCGUAAAGGAAUCACUUCUAUCACAUUUUGUUUAAUCAGAUGCGAGAUAUUAGAAGCUUUAGAAAGGUUCGCACCGAUAUCUACUAAUGGGGUACACUGGGAAGCACUCCGCGGAUCAGACAUCCCUCUCGCCGAAAAGAAUCGUAUCAUAGAUCAGAUCGAAGAUCAUCUCGAAACCAAGUAUCUACGGUAUUGCGACCCAUUGAAUUCACUUCAUACUUUCAUAGCGAUCAUGGUUAGGUCAUCAAUCGGGAAGAUGAGAGUCUUUGGUCAUAGCCCCCGGUCGUCCGCCAACAGGCCGAUCAAAAUGCCACAGAGCGAGCGCAACAUAGUAUUCGCGAACUGUAUGAAACUUUUGGAAUAUUUAACCAUACUACACGGCGGUCUGAAUAAUAUGGAAAAGUACAUGUGGCAAAUCGGCACCAGCUACCUUUGGGGUACAAUGCUCUACGUGCUCAUCGAGACCCGGAACCGCAAAAAGGGGCCUGAGGUUGACAGGACGUGGCAGUUGAUUGGAGAAGUCUACUCACACUACCCCCAGAUAUUUGAGGAAUCAGCAGGACCCGUGUUCACGGCGAUAGGAAAAUGGACGCUGCAAGUUUGGAAUGAGUGUGCUGCGGCUUUAAAAGCCGAAGGGCACCCAGAACCGCCAAUGCCCCAGUAUAUUGAGAGGAUCCGUCGCUGCCGUGAAAUGUCGUCGGAGCUACGAUUCAAACCCAAAGGUCCAGUAGUGGAUUGUGGGCCUGUUACCCCAGAUUCAUUCGACUAUACUAGGAUGCAAUCACAAGUGUGUGAAGUUCCCUUCACUGAUUUGGAAGCUUUUGGACCUUGUGAUUUCUCAGAUCUUCUAUCUCUCCAGAUGGACUCGAACAACUGGAUACAAUGGGACCAGAUAAUUGCAGAACAGAGCGGCUUCCCUUAA
This is a messenger RNA of Daldinia childiae, 2103 nucleotides long. RefSeq lists its product as uncharacterized. Bases 1 to 2103 code for a protein of 700 amino acids. Gene Ontology annotation, biological process: DNA-templated transcription; regulation of DNA-templated transcription. Gene Ontology annotation, molecular function: DNA binding; DNA-binding transcription factor activity, RNA polymerase II-specific; zinc ion binding. The transcript is spliced from 4 exons. Lineage: Eukaryota; Fungi; Ascomycota; Sordariomycetes; Xylariales; Hypoxylaceae. The record is from RefSeq and is a predicted model, not a curated record.